AUGAGAGAUUCUGAUGAUAUUCGGGAUGGCAGUAUCAUAAAAAAACGUCGACUUGUAGAAGAUGAUAUGAUGGGGAAAAAAUCGAUAACAUCGAAUCUUAUAAACUAUCUUGGAACAAAUCUUGAUCCUCUUAUAGAAUAUGCAGAAGAGCCUCUAUUACCACUUUAUAAAGCAUGUGCUCCACUAGAAAAUAUUAUUGAUGAUUUAUCAUUGUAUAUUAAAUUAGUACUUGAUGAAACACCAGAACAACCAUCUGAUGGAUUAACAAUUGAUGAAAGUGCAGCAAUUCGUUUGUAUACAUUCGAAUGGAAUGUAUCAUAUCGAAGUCUCUAUUCAAUGCUCAAUCGAGCUCUUAAAAAUAAUGAUCGUGACGCUCUUCGACCAUAUUUCAAGUAUCUCAAACUAUUCUUAACUGCUCUCGUUAAAUUACCAUGUGUUCCACCAAUGACUGUUUGGCGAGGAGUAACUAGAAAUUUAACUGCAGAAUUUCCCGUUGGUACUCAAGUGACAUGGUGGUCAUUUUUGUCAUGUACUACUGAAAUGACUGUUCUGGAAAACGAAUUAUAUUUAGGAAAUAGUGGUAAUCGAACGUUAUUCUCUGUGGAAACUAUUAAUGGUCGAAUAAUACGUGAUCAUUCACAUUUUAGUACAGAAGAUGAAGUUCUUCUUCUACCUGGUACUCAUAUGAUUGUUCAAUCCCAACUGAGUCCAGCACCUGAUCUUUAUAUUAUUCAUUUGAAACAAGUUAGACCUGAAAAAGUAUUACUUGAACCACCAUUUCCAGGUGCAUAUAUUUAUCCAAAAAUUAAGCGUCAUUGGUAUCAUAAGAAGAGAUAUAAUAUUCCGAUCAGUAUUUUGUGUACUCUCAUCAUCGCAGGAAUUAUUAUCGCAUCUGUAUUGGCAACAAGACCACAUACAAAUCUACCAGCGCCGAUAUGUGACAAUCCUUUUCAAGCAUCAGCUUUCUAUCAGACUCGAUACAGACCAAUUUCUGCAACAUUUGGAUAUUUUAGAAACGAAAGUCAAUUAGAUGUAGCAGUCGUCGCUGCUGACAAUACUGUCAGUUUAUUCCUGGGAAACAAAGAUGGUACUCUCCAAACUCCUGGGACUUACAAAGUUGGUCGAAUGCCCUCUUAUGUAACUUCAGGGGAUUUCAACAAUGAUAAAAACCUUGAUCUUGUAGUAUUCAAUUAUAUUGAUAGCAUUAUCUACGUAUUUUUUGGUGAUGGCAAUGGACUUUUUCCGACUUCAAUAAAUUAUACGCUUGAUAAAUGGCCGUCGUCGGCAAUAACUGGUGACUUCAAUAAUGAUACAAAUCUAGAUUUAGUUUUGACAGACUCCGUCAACAACAACGUUCUUGUAAUAUAUGGAAAUGGGAAUGAAAGUUUUCAAGCACCAAUAAACUAUAAAUCUGGUAACUGUCCACAAUUUGUUUUAUCUGCAGAUUUCAAUAGUGAUAAUAAACUUGAUCUAGUCGUAGCUAAUUCCGAUGAUAAUACAAUCAGUAUUCUACUUGCUAAUAUUAAUGGAACUUUUCAAACUUCAAUAGACUAUACGGUCGGUUACUAUCCAGUUUCGAUUUUAUCCGGAGAUUUUAAUAAUGAUAGUAAGCUGGAUCUUGCCGUCGCAAACCGAGGUGAUAACAGUAUUGGUGUGUUAUUUGGAUCUGGGACUGGGACUUUUCAAGCUCCAAUAAACUAUAUAGUCAAUGGUGCCCCGUUUUCGAUGACAUGUGGCGAUUUUAAUAAGGACGGUAAAUUAGAUUUGGCAAUCAUCAUCCAAAAUAAUGACAUCGUUAGUAUUAUGUUUGGAAAUGGUAUGGGUAGCUUUGAAACUCCUGUAAGCUAUACAAUUGGUCUCUUUUCGAUGUCUAUUACAUCAGCUGAUCUGAAUAAUGAUAGUUAUAUAGAUCUGGUAGUGGGCCGUGACGAUAGCAAUUAUGUUAUUGUAUUAUUUGGUCUCAAACAUGGCCAAUUUCAAUACCCACAACAAUAUAGUGUUGGUCAUUUACCAUGGUCUGUACACAUCGCUGAUUUCAACAAUGAUAAAAAACUCGACUUCGCAGUAACUAAUUAUGCCGACAAUACCGUCAGUGUGCAACUUGGGAGUGGGGAUGGAAAUUUUCUAAGUCCUAUGAGUUAUAUGGUUGGUGUAUAUCCACGCGCUGUUUUAGCUGGUGAUUUCAAUAAUGAUAAGAAACUAGAUUUGGUAGUUGCUAACUCCUUCGAUAACACUAUUGGUGUACUAAUAAGUCUUGGGAAUGGGUUUUUUCAAACACCAAUAAACUACAUAGUUGGUAGUUGUCCAGGUGCUUUACUUUCCGCUGAUUUCAAUAACGAUAGCAAAGCGGACUUGGUAGUAGCUAAUUCUGAUGAUACGACCAUUAGCAUGUUUCUUGCCGAUGUGAAUGGAAUUUUCAAGAAUUCAACGUUCUAUGCAGCUGGUCAUAAGCCAUCCUCGAUAGCCGCUGGUGACUUCAACAAUGAUAACAAAUUGGAUAUCGUAGUAACAAGCCCUUACGAUAACAUCAUUAUGAUAUUAUUCGGUGAUGGGAAAGGAGCAUUUCAAACUUCAAAGAACUAUACAGUCGGUAACUGGCCAAUUUCAGUUAUAUCUAAUGAUUUUAAUAAUGAUGGCAACCGAGAUCUGGCAGUAGCUAAUGAACACGAUAGCACUGUGAGUAUACUUCUCGGAUAUGGGAAUGCAACAUUUCGAGCUCCUAUGAACUACUCAGUGGGCUUAUGGCCCAUAGCGAUUAUUUCUGGUGAUUGUAAUAAUGACAACAAACUAGAUUUGGGCGUGGUCAAUUCAGUCGAUAGUAGUAUUAGUGUAUUGCUGGGGCGGGGUGAUGGAAGCUUUCAAACUGCAAUACCAUACGCAACUGGAAGUACACCGAGCUCUAUUGCAUCAGGCUAUUUGGGUCAAAAUGGAAAACUUACUGUAAUUGUUACAAACAGUGUAUCAAAUGACUUAUCUCUUUAUACAAACACUUGCAAGAACUAA
Messenger RNA from Adineta steineri, 3003 nucleotides. The record is from the annotation of a GenBank genome assembly. Lineage: Eukaryota; Metazoa; Rotifera; Eurotatoria; Adinetida; Adinetidae.